UGGAUUGUUGCAGCCCCAGACAGGGCGGCCCGUUACCAAGCACUGCACCGCGCAGGGUCUGACAACGACGACAGCAACGGGCACUGACAUAAGGACUACUGCCAGCGUGAUAACAACACAAACACACCUGAAUAUAGUAGGGGAUGGCAGUGAAUGUGUACGCCACAUCGGUGUCCAUUGACAACCUCAGCCGACAUGACAUGCUGGCAUGGGUCAAUGAUUCGUUACACCUCACCUACACUAAGAUCGAACAGCUCUGUUCAGGAGCGGCGUAUUGCCAAUUCAUGGACAUGUUGUUUCCAGGUUGUAUCCUUCUGAAGAAGGUCAAAUUUCAAGCCAAGCUGGAGCAUGAAUUCAUACACAACUUCAAAGUUCUACAGGCAGCUUUUAAAAGGAUGAGUGUUGACAAAAUAAUUCCUGUAGAAAAGCUUGUAAAAGGGAAGUUCCAGGACAACUUUGAAUUCGUGCAGUGGUUCAAGAAGUUCUUUGACGCCAACUAUGACGGGAAGGAGUAUGACCCUUUACUAUCCAGACAGGGGCAGGACGUGGCCCCUGCCCCCAACCCAGGACCACAGAGGACGUCUCCAACAGUUCCCAAAAACAUGCCAACACCGCAGCGAGUCCAACACAAUGUUCCAGCCUUGAGGAAGAAUCCGUCUUUGUCUAGAAACGGAGGCAGCGAUGCUGAGAUCAUGGAGCUAAAUCAACAGUUGAUGGAGUUGAAGUUGACUGUGGACGGUCUAGAGAAGGAGAGAGACUUCUACUUCAGCAAACUACGGGACAUUGAGCUGAUCUGCCAGGAGCACGAGAGUGAAAACAACCCCAUCCUCAGCAAGAUAAUCGACAUUCUCUACGCCACAGAGGAUGGCUUUGCACCACCAGAGGAUGAAGACCUCGAUGAACAGGCUCACCUGGACCAGGAUGAAUACUGAGCCCUUCAUUUCCCUCCCCCCCUUACAUCUCCAUCUUCCCUUUUAUUUUUGCCCUCAUUUGUUUUUUCUACUCUCUCUGCACGCUCUCUAUAAAUACUCACCAUUAUCCCUGCUCUCUGUCCGUCUUUUCUUUUCUUUCCCAUAUGUAUAUCUGUUAGCAUCCUCCCCCCAUUCACCCUCUGGUCGUCUACACACGAUACACAACUACUCUGCAUCAUCAUCAUCUGCUGCUCCUCCUCCCUGCCUCCACUUACACAGUAACAAUAACAGUAAUGUACAACAUAUCCCAGUUAUUUCAGCAUGAGAAACGCAGAAAAUCGAGCCGAGCCUGGCAUGGAGGUUGUUAUGGCAAACAGUGAAUUUUAAGUCUGUAAAUAUUGCCGACAUUGUGAUUUCUGAAAGAACGAUGUCUUCGCUCAUUAAGGAGUUAUUUAUUUGCCUUUGGUGCGCUGUGAUACUUAUACUAGAGCACAGAACAACUCUGCUCUGAUGUGCCAUCAGGACACUCCCAGGGCUACUAAAAACUGUAACAGAAAUGACUUUUUAAUAACAAUUUCUUAUUUAUUUAACUUAUAUUUAAUUUAGAUUAACUUUCUGUAGCAAAAUUGGUGCAAAACCUACUGUAAAUGAAUCGAAAGCUGAGGCCAUGUGUGUAAUUUCAGUUAUGAUUUGUGCUUGAGUCAGCAUCAAGCUUUUAGUUUAUGUAUUAUGGUGGGUUCAUGGCAUGUAGAAACGCUGAAGGAAAUUCUUUGGUGUAAUGACUCAAGGCGUAUGAUCAGUGCUCUGCGAUUAUUCAAUAUUGAUCAGCAACAUAUCUGAGCAUGAGAAUGUUACACAUUGACUGUGAAUGAGUGAUAUUUUGUAUAUGUAUUUUGUGUGGAGAUUUUGUCUGAUGUCGCACGAUCCUGGUUAAUUGCCGUUGUAUCUUUUAGGCCGACAUGCAGAAGCCUAUGAGUUUGAAAUUUAGAGGUGGAAAGCCACCUGCAGACUGAUAACAUGGUUAUAGAUUGUAGCAGUUCUAAUGUUUUAUUCUAAAUUAUAAGGGAGUUUGAUGCUAAAUUAAUACAGAUGCAUUUGACUGGUUUUCCUGCUAAUCAUACUGUGUCUAAACUUUUAAUUUGCUGUUAAGGGUUGCCCAGGGUAUAUGAGUUUGAAAGAAAGUCAGUAUUAAGAAAUCUAUGACCAGUUGACUGGUCAUCAUAAACAUCCAGUUAAACAAAGGAAGUCUCCUUGUCCUUCCCCAGCUUUUUUUACUUGCAAACUGGCUGUCGUCUGCUCUGGAACUUGCAUUCAUUGACCAUGUAAACAUCUACAGAACACUCAUCUUUUGAGUUUUGAAUAAAUAAACAGUUGUGAAAUAAA
Molecule: messenger RNA, 2294 nt
Organism: Centropristis striata (black sea bass)
Lineage: Eukaryota; Metazoa; Chordata; Actinopteri; Perciformes; Serranidae
Gene: mapre3a
Product: microtubule-associated protein, RP/EB family, member 3a
Exons: 7
Coding region: 144-932 (262 amino acids)
Biological process (GO): spindle assembly; regulation of microtubule polymerization or depolymerization; protein localization to microtubule plus-end
Cellular component (GO): cytoplasmic microtubule; microtubule plus-end; spindle midzone
Molecular function (GO): microtubule plus-end binding
Source: RefSeq, a predicted model, not a curated record